UUCAGUCUUAUUUCUGCUAGCUUUGCUACGCCUUCCUCAAUUUGGGAUUUUUUUCCGCUUUCCAGCGUUUCCAGCAGCCGCGGAGGAAUUUCCGAAUUCCGCGACCUGUCGUUCGCAAUCUUCCCCAGUUGGGCACGACCCUGGACAUUCGCCUGAGCCGCCAAAAGCCCUUAUCGAGCAGGCCCCGAUAUGGUGAUAAGCAGCAGCCAGUGAAGUUGCUUCCAGAGCAAUGAGUGAAUCGACGCCCCCUGAUGUGGUCACUCCACCUGCCACAGGGUACUACCAGCUCAGCCUGACCAUCGACCGAGCUCAGCUGAGGCGAGUUACGUUUUUGAAACCCAACCCGUAUGUGGAGCUCACCAUCGACGAUAAAAAUGUCAGGAAAACAGAAGUGCUCAAAUCCACUCAUCAACCCAAAUGGAACGAGGAGUUCACAAUACUCGUGACGCCUUAUUCUGUGCUGCGUUUCCGAGUGUUGGAUCAAAAUGAGUUUUGGAGGGACCGCUUGCUGGGCGAAAAGGUGACGCAGCUGUACGAGGUUCUGGCGCACUACAGCGGGCGCUGUGAGGACCUUCAGCUGACCCUUGACCUGCAGCACCACCAGUCGGGCAACGGCUUCACAAACUCGACCGCCGGCGAACUAUUUGUCAUGCUGAAGGGCCUCCGCGUUGACAUGAACACCGUUCCACCCCCAGAUCGUGCCGCCUCUGCCUCGGCAGUCCCUUCUGGGGAUAGACCUGCGGAGAGCAGUUCGACGGCUCCGACGCCUCAGCCGAGGCAGAGGGCCACUAUUUCUUACUUCCCCAGCUUACCCCCGAGCGAGCCUGCAAGGCCCAAUGGCACUGAGGCGCCUCCAGCAGCAGAGGGGGACACGCCUCCAGCAGCUACGAAUGCCGUGGCAGCCGCCUCCACCGUCGCUGCCACCUCCAGCAUUGAAGACCCGCUGCCUCCAGGUUGGGAGAUGAGAUACGACAUGUAUGGAAGGAGAUAUUAUGUGGACCACAACACGAGAUCUACGUCUUGGGAGCGUCCUCAGGCUCUGCCAUCUGGCUGGGAGCUGAGACGAGACCCCAGAGGUCGAGUCUACUAUGUUGACCACAACACUCGCACUACCACUUGGCAGCGGCCAAGCACUGAGCGCCUGCAGCACUUCCAGCACUGGCAGGGCGAGCGCGCCCACGUCAUUCAGCAGGGCAACCAGCGCUUCCUCUACCCAAAUAAUGUGUCUAAUGGAAUCACUAGCAAUAAUAGCACCCCUGUGGCGGGAACAAGUGCUGCUGGAGCGGCGACAGCGGCUCCGAAACCUGAUGACGACGAAGCAACCCUGGGCCCUCUCCCUGCUGGCUGGGAAAAGAGGGUCCAGCCUGAUGGAAGGCUGUACUUUGUCAACCACAAAAACAGGACUACGCAAUGGGAAGAUCCUAGAACUCAAGGGCUAGAAAUUAGUGCUAACGAGCCACCUUUGCCUGACGGCUGGGAAAUCCGCCUGACCGAAGACGGAGUUCGUUACUUUGUUGACCACAACUCGAGGUCAACCACUUUCCAAGAUCCUCGUCCGGGAGCACCCAAAGGGCCCAACGGUGUUUACGGAGUGCCGAGGGCGUACGAGCGGUCAUUCCGAUGGAAGCUAAGUCAGUUCCGGUACUUGUGCCAGAGCAAUGUCAUGCCGUCCCAUAUCAAAAUCACAAUGACGAGAGCAACGCUAUUCGAAGAUUCGUACCAUCAGAUCAUGCGUCUGCCGGCGUACGAGCUGCGACGGCGCCUCUACAUCAUCUUCCGCGGGGAGGAGGGCCUUGACUAUGGAGGCGUCUCCAGGGAGUGGUUCUUCUUGUUGUCCCACGAGGUGCUCAACCCUAUGUACUGUCUCUUCGAGUAUGCCAACAAAAACAACUACAGCCUCCAAAUCAACCCCGCCUCCUACGUCAACCCCGACCACCUGCAGUACUUCAAGUUCAUUGGCAGAUUUAUCGCAAUGGCUCUGUAUCACGGUCGGUUUAUCUACUCUGGAUUCACAAUGCCCUUCUACAAGAGGAUGUUAAACAAAAAGCUCACAAUGAAGGACAUCGAGACGAUCGACCCCGAGUUUUACAAUUCCUUAGUGUGGUUGAGAGAUAACAGCAUAGAGGAGUGCGGCCUGGAGUUGUACUUCAGCGUCGACUUUGAAGUUCUGGGCCAAGUUCUGCAUCACGAACUAAAGGAUAACGGCGACAAAGUCAAAGUCACAGACGAAAACAAGGAAGAAUACAUGAGCCUGAUGACAAACUGGCGCAUGACGAGAGGUGUUGAGGAACAAACCAAGGCCUUUUUGGAUGGCUUCAACGAAGUGGUGCCACUCGAGUGGCUCAAGUACUUUGACGAGCGAGAACUGGAGCUGAUGCUGUGCGGAAUGCAAGAGGUUGAUGUCGAUGACUGGCAGAGACACUCCAUUUAUAGGCACUACACCAAAAACAGCAAGCAGGUUCUUUGGUUCUGGCAGUUUGUUCGAACAACUGACAAUGAAAAGAGGGCCAGAUUACUUCAGUUUGUGACUGGAACGUGCCGAGUUCCUGUGGGUGGAUUUGCUGAGCUAAUGGGAAGCAACGGUCCGCAACGCUUUUGCAUCGAGAAGGUAGGCAAAGAAACUUGGCUUCCAAGGUCCCACACCUGCUUCAACCGACUGGAUCUGCCACCUUACAAGAGCUAUGAACAGCUCGUAGAAAAAUUGAACUUUGCCAUCGAAGAAACCGAAGGGUUCGGCCAGGAGUGAAGUGAGAUGCAUUCUGGAAUAGCUAAUGAAAGAAAGGGUUUUUCUGAGAAGUGGCGUAUUUAUAAUUUGGGGGCUGUGUCAAUGAAAUCUGUAUCUGGGCAAAGUAAAACUACUGUAUAAAGAUUAGUUAACUAUUAUCGCAGUUGUAUUUUAAGUCUGUUUUGUAUGCAGAUUAUUGUUCAUAAUUGUUUUGCAGCAUUCCAAGUUUCCACUGUGCAAAAAAUCUGAUCCACGGAAUUCGCAGGUUUAUUAGAUUUCAAUUUAAAUGUUUAAUUAAUUUAGUUCUAUUGCUUUUUAGCGCAAAUAUAUUUCAUAUUCCGAAAAAAGAUAAAUUUAAUUUUCUAUUUGCGAAUUACGUGGAUUUAUUUUUAUCAAAAUUGGAGGCAAGAGAUGAUGUACAUGUUUAUUCGUUAGCCUCUUGCUUCCUGCUGUUGUUAUUUUCUCCCAAAUUAUUAUUAUUUUAUGGAUAUAAUAUUAUUAACCAGCCAAAAAUCCUUCAAAAUCUUGUUUGACGUUCCCCAGAGUCCUUACAGAAAUUGAAAUGGGGUUCCAUGUAGCUUCAAAGUAGCAAAAAAAUGAGUUUUUGGAGGGAGGGUUGUUUUUCUCUGAAUUUGCAAUAAUGUCAAUUUUGUCAGAUUAGACUCACACACCCUGGAGAAGAAUAUUGAUUAAAUUAAAGAUUUUAUCAUAAUUAUUUAAA
This is a messenger RNA of Neocloeon triangulifer, 3446 nucleotides long. RefSeq names its product E3 ubiquitin-protein ligase Su(dx) (gene Su(dx)). The transcript is spliced from 12 exons. The record is from RefSeq and is a predicted model, not a curated record. Gene Ontology annotation, biological process: ubiquitin-dependent protein catabolic process. Gene Ontology annotation, molecular function: protein binding; ubiquitin protein ligase activity. Bases 230 to 2746 code for a protein of 838 amino acids. NCBI's taxonomy places the organism in Eukaryota, Metazoa, Arthropoda, Insecta, Ephemeroptera, Baetidae.